Gloeophyllum trabeum ATCC 11539 is the source of this 2169-nucleotide messenger RNA. RefSeq lists its product as uncharacterized. Lineage: Eukaryota; Fungi; Basidiomycota; Agaricomycetes; Gloeophyllales; Gloeophyllaceae. Gene Ontology annotation, molecular function: DNA binding; DNA-binding transcription factor activity, RNA polymerase II-specific; zinc ion binding. Gene Ontology annotation, biological process: regulation of DNA-templated transcription; DNA-templated transcription. The record is from RefSeq and is a predicted model, not a curated record. The coding region runs from base 1 to 2169 and encodes 722 amino acids. The transcript is spliced from 9 exons.
AUGGACCCUACUUCCGACCCUCCUGCCUCUAGCAACAUGUCCAGAGUACGUCGGCAUAGGGGCAACAUACCCUCCUUGCCGCAGACAAAGCACUGCCCCCUCUGUCCGGCGAAGUUCACCCGGACGACCCACCUUAACCGCCAUCUUCGAUCACACACCAAUGAAAGAGAUCACUGUUGCGAGCGCUGCCAAUCACAGUUCACGCGUAGCGAUCUCCUAACUAGACAUAAACGAACCUGUGGCGAUCCUGUUCUUGCCAAUCGCUCUCGUCGCAAGUCGUGCGAGGCGUGCGCCGAGUCGAAGAUCAAGUGUGAUUUGGAGCAGCCGUGCUCAAAAUGCGUGUCUAGAGACCGCGAAUGUAUUUUUAUCAACGACCCAAAGCAGUCCUCCAACAACUUGAAGCCGAGACGUUCACGGAGCAAAGAAGCAGAAAUGUCACCCCCAGCACUUACUCUCGUUAUAUCAGAGGACGACGUCGUGCCUUCUGCGUCACCCACUUCGUCCCCGGCCACAUCGCCGGAGGCGUCUUCUUCUAGGCUUUCAUCUCCGCUAUCUACGCUGUCUUCGCUUUCUUCGGAUUUGGUAAGCGCUGAAGCUCCAAUGCGCCUUUGCCUUGAGGGCUUGGACGGCGUGGCUCCGCCCGGCCAUGCCGACUUCAGCAAGUUAUUCCCUGCCCCAUUUUUCGGGGCCUCUAUCAACGAUCUCCUUUUUGUCCAGCCUAGUGAUACUGCUAAGGCACGAGAGGCCUACUCGUUUAUGGCGUCUUACCCAUUUUACGCAAACGCUAUUCCCACUCAUUUCUACAGUGCAGAUGAAGGUUUGGCGACAACUUUGCCACCAGGUCCGAAUGGACCAGCCUUUGGUGCAGUUCCAUCAUUGCAGUCCGAGUCACAUAACUCAGAUGCGCUUGCGUCUGGCCCUAAGGGGCCGUCGGAGCAAGAAUUACAGAACUACAUGUAUUUAUUCUUCGCGGAAUUCUUGACUCAAAUACCAGUCAUACACUCCGCUACCUGGUUGCCUGAUGGGAAGCCACCCAUCUUGCUCCUAGCGAUGCGAGCAUGUGGCGCCCUGUUUUCGGACACCCCCACUGCUCAGGAUUUCAUCAGUGAAGCGUUGCGAUCAUCCAGAGAAGUGCUUAUUACAGAGUUUUCCAGCUCGAGAGAGGCAACCGACGAACAAACUCAUCUCAUAAUGGCUGUGACCCUACUGCAGACAGUGGGCCUAUUCCACCAGCGGCCUGACCAGAGAACUUCAUCGAGCAUAUACCAUGGGAUGGUGGUUAUGAUGAUACGAAGGAGCGGCCUAAUCGAGCAGAACGUCGCCUGGCCUGUGCCUGACUUCAACGAUCCAUAUCAGGUUGAGGAUGCUUGGCGAUCUUGGGCGGCGCAUGAGAUGAUCAAAAGCAGAGCGUUGUUGCUUUCGUACCUCCACGAUUGUUGUCAAUCAAUCUACUUCUCUCUAGCUCCGUCAUUCUCGCCUGGGGAGAUACGGCUCCAUCUCCCGUGCGAUGACCCUUUGUGGAAAGCACCGUCAGCUCAGGAGUGGCAAGGCCUUCUGCAGGCGCCCUCUUCCGCCAUCUCCCCCAUCGACCGGCUCACUGGCCAGAGCCUCCAAUGCACAAUCGCUAACUUGGGCGAGAUGCGUCGGCCUCCCAGUGCCAUGGUCUCUGACCGGUUCUCCCUCUUCAUCCUUAUUCAUGCUAUUCUGGGCGACAUGUACGCCGCGAGCCUGAGACCGUCAACGCCAACAUCGUACCUAGCCCCCAGCAAAGAAAACCCCUUCGCCCUGCAAUCCGCGCUGCACGGCUGGAUGCAAUGUUGGAUGAAUGAUGCGAGCAUCGCAGACCUCGGAAGCGACGCGCGGUUCAUGUUCAACCCUCUGCCAUUUUACUGGCUUGCCCAGAUUUCUUUGACGUCUUUACAGCAAGGGCUUCCUCCUCUGGCAGCGGAGAGCUACGGGCGUACAGUCGAAGCCUCCUUCAGGCUGGUUAAGAGGUGGCUUUGGCGUAUCCGCGCAUUCCUGCGGCAGGGAGAUCAGCAACCACCGGCUGGAGUUCUUUGGGAAGAACUCAUGAGGAUUCGCACGGAGACUUGGCGGAACGAGGUCGGGGUGGAUGUCGGUCCCGAAUCUGAAUCCGAGGGACUGAUGGCUUUCUUCGCCAAAGACUAG